UUCCAUAUACUUUUAAAGUUUGUGUCAGUGCAAUGACAGCAACAUAAAACUUGAAAACGUGUUGAGCUUUAGUAUAUCACCAUACCAAAGUUUCGAACACAGUUUAGAAGUGUGUUCCUGAUCUGGCAGCUUUCUUUGAACUAUCCAGUAAGUUUUUUGGCCAUACCACAUCCUGUUCAGCUAGACAACAUUUGAACAUGGUAUGUAGUCGUUGCCUAAAGUGAGGAGAGUUUUACUAAUUUGUAAGGUUAUUACUAAGUGUCUAAACUUCUACUGAAGGUUGAACAGAUAUGGAAGAAAGGGUGCAGACUCUGCCAUUUUUCUUUGGCAACAUCACCCGAGAGGAAGCUGAGGAACACCUGCGACAUGGGGGAGCAGGAGAUGGUCUUUACCUGCUACGCCAGAGCCGUAGUUACCUUGGUGGCUAUGUCCUGUCAGUGUCCUACGGCCGUCAGUACUAUCACUACACCAUAGAGAGAGAGCUUAAUGAGACAUAUGCAAUUGCAGGGGGCAAAUCACACAGAACCCCAAUAGAUGUAAUUGACUUUCACUCACAGGAGUCUGAUGGGCUUAUCUGUUUGCUCAAGAAACCCUUUAACCGGCCACGAGGCAUAGAACCUAAAGUUGGACCCUUUGAAGACCUGAAAGAACAACUCAUCAGGCAGUAUGUCAAACAAACCUGGAACCUGCAGGGCUCAGCCCUGGAACAGGCAAUAAUUAGCCAGAGGCCUCAGCUGGAGAAACUAAUUGCCACAACUGCGCAUGAAAAGAUGCCAUGGUUCCAUGGCAAGAUUGACCGUGAGGACUCAGAGCAGCGUUUGCUUAGGAUCCCACACACUAAUGGCAAAUUUCUAAUAAGAGAGAGGGAAACCAAUGCUAAAGGUGUCUCCUAUGCACUGUGUCUCCUCCAUAAUAACCAAGUCAUGCACUAUCGUAUUGAUAAGGACAAGGCUGGAAAACUCUCCAUUCCUGAUGGCAAAAAGUUUGACACACUUUGGCAGCUAGUGGAGCACUAUUCUUACAAGCCCGACGGCCUGCUCAGAGUGCUCACUGAGUCUUGUCCAAGACCAUCACAUUUUUCAGAGCGAGGUGCCACAGGUGGGAUUCUCUCCAGAAUCAAAUCGUACUCCUUCCCCAAACCUGGCCAAAAAAAGGGUCAUCUUCAAAAUCCUUAUAACAUUGACUCAAACGGCAGAGGUGAUCUUCAAGUCAAUUUCUUUAGUACAGAAGCUAUGCCAAUGGACACACAGGUUUAUGAGAGUCCAUAUGCAGAUCCUGAAGAACUGCGUUCAACUACAGUAAACCGGAGUGACCUGAUACUUGAGGAUGGAGAGUUGGGCUCAGGCAAUUUUGGCACGGUCUUAAAAGGCAUUUACCAGAUGAAGAAGACACAAAAAGUUGUGGCUGUAAAAAUCCUGAAGAAUGACGACAAUAACACAGCAGUAAAGGAGGAGAUGUUUCGAGAGGCCAGCGUCAUGCAGCAACUGGAUAAUCCAUAUAUCGUACGCAUGAUCGGCAUUUGUGAAGCGGAGAACCUUAUGCUGGUCAUGGAGCUUGCUGAGCUGGGGCCACUGCAUAAGUUUCUGCAGAAGAACAAACACAUAUCCGUGAAGAAUAUUGCUGAACUGGUUCAUCAGGUCUCAAUGGGAAUGAAGUAUUUGGAAGAGCACAACUUCGUUCACAGAGAUCUGGCAGCCAGAAACGUUCUUUUAGUUACUCAGCACUAUGCCAAGAUCAGUGACUUUGGACUCUCUAAAGCCUUGACAGAAGAGGAGAAUUAUUACAAGGCUAAAAGUCAUGGUAAAUGGCCUCUGAAAUGGUAUGCACCUGAGUGCAUGAAUUACUUAAAGUUCUCUUCUAAGAGUGACGUGUGGAGCUUUGGAGUCCUGAUGUGGGAGGCUUUUUCAUAUGGACAAAAACCAUACAAGGGCAUGAAGGGAAAUGAAGUCAUUCAAAUGAUUGAGAGCGGAGAGAGGAUGUCUCCCCCACCCGACUGCCCGGCUGAGAUGUAUGACCUUAUGAAGAAAUGCUGGACAUACAAGCCGGAUGAGAGACCAGGAUUUUCUGUAGUUGAACCAAGAUUACGACAUUACUAUUAUGACAUAUCCCAAUGAUGACCUUGACCAGAGCACAUACAAAAAUGAAACAACAUGGUAUUUAAAAUAUUAAUUUAAUGUGAUAUAAGCAUCAUUUUUGACUGUUUGUUGGCUUUCCAUUAAACUUUUUAAACAUUCAUAUUUCCAUUUAGUAAUAAUUAAUUGAACAAAAUUACCUCCUUCAAUAGUAUUUUUGCAUAGGGAAGAGCAGGAUCGAAAGUAACAUGUACCAUGUAACAAGUAACGAUUUUCUCAGAGCCUUGACUACAUUUGCAUUUCAAUCUAUGACAGCACUGAUCAAUUUACAGGUUAUUUAGUGAUGUAACACAUCCUGAAACAUGUUCAGUAUAUAAGUAAAUCGGGUUUAAAUGUCAGGAGUUCCCAUAGGGAUGAAAGUAACUUGUUACUUUUGUCCCACUGCUAAUGUGGCGACUUUCUGUAUGUCAGCAUUUAUCUUAACAUAUCUUAAAGCCAUAUUUUAGCUAUUCCACCUCCACCUAUGAAUUUGUAGUGUUUCAAUCCUAAUGUUUUUAUGCACAUUUUAAAUUAUGCAUAAAAAACAGACGGUAACAUGACUAUACUGUUGCAUUAUGUUAAGAAUUUAUUUUUUUCUGAAACUGAAAUUUUAAAUACACAUAUAAUUUAAGGACAAAAUAUGUUUGCAUUCAAAUAUUAACACACUUAUAUUUAGGUAUAUUUGAUAAUAACAAGUAUAACAUAAAAAUCUAUCUUCUUCUGAUGUGUUACUUUUGACCCACCUGUGUGUUACUUUCGACCCUACUGACAAUUUGAAAGUAACAAUAUACAGCUUAUGUUUAAAGUGAAAUUAUAAGUCGUUCUACAUUUGUACAAAUUCCACCUAACAGCAUUAGUACUCAUCAGAUAAAACAGCAUUGCGCCUUAGACUGAAAGGCAUUCGUCCUCAGCAAAACUUGGUCAGGACUAAAGUCUCACACAUCAGCCAUCGGGCAAAACGGCCUGUCUGAGGCCGUUUUGUCCAAUGCCUUGUUUUGCAAGACCUGAUGCCACUUACUGUAUGCUGAAUUCUGAGGAUGUCCUAAAAUGUACACUGUAUACUUGGUAUUGAUAGACUACACUUGUGAGUUAUUGACCAAGGCAAAUAUACAGUAUGUCUGUCUAAAACAUUAUCUUUUAAAUUUAAGUCAAAAAAAUUGUACUUUCACACCGCUCUCCCCUAAAUUCCAAACAAUGAAUUGAAAGCAUUUCACUUUUAUUUUAAGCAAUAAUUUCUAUGUAAUGCAAAGCUUAUUUUUUAUUAUUCAUUAGACCUAAAUUUGUCAGUAGAAUGCAUGGUACGCAAUAAUAAAAGUGUAUUUUGUUUGCUGUUUUUCAGUGUUUGUAUUUCCUAUUCAUGCAUUCUUAUUAAUACAAAUGUCACAGUAAUAUAAAUUAGCAUAGACCCUUUUACAGCUCAAGUGAUCAAAUAGCCUGCGCACGCAUUUUGGCAACAGAAGUGAUGUUAUUCCCCAUUGGUUCUAACGUGUUAUCACCUCAGAAAGUUUUCCCAGCAUCAAAAUGUCUGGUUGUUGCAUUUGGUUGCACUAAUAUAAUAUACUAAUAUACGUAUAUAUGUAUCUGGCAACUUUAUUUUUGGCCAUCUGCUAACGUCUUCUAUCCACUCCACUUUAGUACACAGAUCUGGUAACUGUGUUGAAUAAGUUGAUAAAGUCAACUUUUUAAAAUAACUUUCUCUGUCUGUGUUGCUUCACUGCUGAUUCUUGCCAUACUUCCGUUGCCUAAAUGCGCGUGCAUACGCUGCCACGUCAUCAUUGUGUACAAACAGUAAAAGGGUCUAUAACUCUAUGGUUUAACUAGAUGCUUCACGAGUUUCAGGCAAUAACCAAUUUGUCAGUCCACACCAGAAUCUAAAAAUGUCUGUCACAAAUCACGGUUACACUUUAUUCUGACUUUAGACAUUUUACUAACUAAGUUAAUCUGCAACACCAUGCCAAAAUAUAAAAUGUAUGGACAAUUGAAAAAAAAAUCAUAUUCACAGCCAGUAUCCCAGUCAGGCGUGUGUGUUGAUGUGAUUUUUCUAUUUGCAUGCUUAGACUGCAUAGCUAAAAGCUUUCAUCUAAAAACUCAUGUGACAUUUCACUAGACGGAAUGUUUACUUUUAACAUUUAUUGUAUAGCAAAUGUUGUCACAUUUAGAACACAAUAUACACACACAAAAUCCAAGAGGCCUUUGUUAUUUCCAGAAUUGCUUAUUGUUUAAUUAGUUGCCACUGUAAACCAAGGUUUACUUUAGUUUUAGAUUACAAGGUUUAUUGCUAGGUUUGUUUGGAUUAAAACAACAUUCAUGUACUGACAACAUUCUCAUACUAUAGAUUUAACUUCCAAUUAUAUAUUUUUCAUGUCUCUGUCACAAUGGUUAAGUCAUAUUUUCAAUUAAAAUAUGGCACCAGUAAUCGUUUUGUUGCAGUUGACAAAAUAGGGUUUAAAAUUACCCAGAGUGUGUGCAGUUGAACUGAAUGACAUAUCAAAAUAUUGAUCCUCCUGUUAAAUUAAAUUAAUACAAUAAUGUAUGUAUAUCUACAAUGUUGUCUAAUAAAGAU
This is a messenger RNA of Paramisgurnus dabryanus, 4674 nucleotides long. RefSeq names its product spleen tyrosine kinase (gene syk). Gene Ontology annotation, molecular function: ATP binding; non-membrane spanning protein tyrosine kinase activity. Gene Ontology annotation, biological process: protein phosphorylation; intracellular signal transduction. Gene Ontology annotation, cellular component: cytoplasm. The record is from RefSeq and is a predicted model, not a curated record. NCBI's taxonomy places the organism in Eukaryota, Metazoa, Chordata, Actinopteri, Cypriniformes, Cobitidae.